CAAGUAUCACCCAGCAUGACUGGUUUUGAGUGCUGUUCCCCUCCGUAUUCUCUUUAUACGCCAACACUCCCAGGAGUGGCUUAUCUGGACCCAGCGACCUGCUGUUGAAUCGUCACUAAAUAGGAAACCUCCUUUCUCCACUCCGUUUCUGGUCUAUACAGAAGAUAGAAAGCCAUCAACAAGACGAGCAAUAUGAAGACGGCGAUCGUGACAGGCGGCUGCUCCGGCAUUGGUCUCGGUCUUGUCAAGCACUUGCUCUCCAAACCGGACUCCCAAUGGCGCGUCAUUAUUGCCGACCUCCGCCCCGAAGCGUAUGAGAGCAUCAAGUCCAGCCUCGACCCUACCCGGCACAGGUUCAUCGAGACGGACGUAUCCUCAUGGGAUCUACAAGCUGCAAUGUUCAAAGAAGCAUUCACGUGGUCCGAUGGACGCAUCGAUUUCUUCGCCGCUAACGCGGGCAUCGUCGACUCCCCCCACCUUCUCGAUCCACGCCAGGAUGAUCUCGACAGUGACCCUGUCAAACCGAACAUGCACUGUACAGAAGUCAAUCAGAUUGCCGUGUUUUACGGGCUCAGGCUGUUCGUACACUAUGCCAGAGUCACCAACCGGACGAUUAAGGAGGCCAGCAAGCACGACGGGGUAGCGUUCAACCCGAAGAUGGUCAUAACAUCGUCGUGUACAGCGCUGUACCCGUUCCCGAUCGCCGUACAGUACGCUGCGACGAAAGCCGCGCUCGUGUCCCUCGUGAGAUCCGUGGGCAAGAACCUCCUAGCGAGUGAUAAUGUCGCUUUGAAUUGUAUAAUGCCAGGAUACGUGGAUACGGGACUGGUUCCGAAUGAGAUCACAGGGUUGUGGCCGAAGGAGUGGCUGACGCCUUUGAGCACCAUGAACAGGGCUUAUAAUGAGCUCAUCAGUGAGGACGGACGAGUGGCACAGGACGGGAAGAGCGAUGGGAGGGAUGGGAAGGUGAAAGCGGGCAAGGCAGUUGAGUGCUCCGUGGAUAGGUUGUACUAUCGACGAGGCGUGGAGUUUGCGGACAAGUCGCAGCGCUUUUUGAUCGAGGAGUCCUACAAGCCCGAUGGAGUAUGGAUGCGAGGAAUGAUGGAACGCGCGAAGAAAGGAGGGUAUGCUGGUUGACUUACAUACAGAGUACUGCUUGAUUCACCUCGAUGUUCUCAAUUCCUGCUGAGUAAAGGCUGAGUCAUCUUGGCUUCCGAGAAGCCGAGACAGAAGUACCGCCUAGGCCAGAUCAGGCAUAGCUUAGUACGAACCGUUGUCUACCUGGUGGGUG
Messenger RNA from Exophiala xenobiotica, 1291 nucleotides. RefSeq lists its product as uncharacterized. NCBI's taxonomy places the organism in Eukaryota, Fungi, Ascomycota, Eurotiomycetes, Chaetothyriales, Herpotrichiellaceae. Gene Ontology annotation, molecular function: oxidoreductase activity. The transcript has 2 exons. The coding region runs from base 193 to 1137 and encodes 314 amino acids. The record is from RefSeq and is a predicted model, not a curated record.